GCAACAUUGAUGUUACGUCUUCGGGACUUUCAAUGACAACGGUGAUUCACAGAUACAAAUACUUCAAAAGUACUGGCUAUUGUAAUAAAUAGUGCGUUCGUCCCAAACUUAAUUUUAUUGUUUAUUUAUCAGUGAUAGGAAUAAGUGCAUCGGUAUUGUAAAUCAGUAAUAACAAUUACACCACGAGCAUAAAGAAUUGUACCAGACACAAGAUAAACAAUUUCUGUAAGAAUGUCAUCAUCCGUCACUUCCGUCAGUCAUCUACCAGAAAAAAUGAAGCACCCGCUGAAAGACGAGUGGAGUUUCUGGUUGUUUAAGGGUGACAAGAAGAAUUGGGAGGACAAUUUGGUGGAACUGAACAGUUUCAACACCGUCGAGGAUUACUUUUGCCUCUACCACCACAUGAAGUUGCCUUCCGAACUAAAGCUGGGCCAGGACUACAUGAUAUUUAAGAAGGGCAUCCAACCAAUGUGGGAGGAUUCCCAUAACAAGAACGGGGGUCGUUGGUUGAUCAUGUUGGAUCGAAUGACGACUGCACACAUGGAUUGCAUUUGGGCUGACACGGUGUUAAUUUUAAUUGGAGCUACCUUGGAGCACACUGACGAAAUAAGCGGAGUUGUCGUCAAUAUUAGAGAUAAAAAUAAAAUCUCUGUCUGGAUGAAGACUAACCAUCCCGAUCCAGUUCUUGAGGUGGGUAGGAAGCUGAGAAAGCAGUUCAAGAUACCGUACAAAUUCAAUUACUAUAAGCACAAUUCUACUAAAUCUAUGUACUCUAUGUAAUCUAUACUUUAUAAUAGUAUAAAGCUGAAGAGUUUGUUUGUUUGAACACGCUAAUCUCCGGAACUGCUGGUUCAAAUUGAACAAUUAUUUUUUGUUGGUUAGUCGAUUUAUCAAGGAAGGCUAUAUACUAAACAUCAAGCUACGAUCUGUAGGAACAAAGCAGCCGGUAAAACUGCGCGAGAUUAGCUAGUUUAAAAUAAAAUUAGACUAGAAACUUUUGGCUUGUAUUUGUCGUAACGUGGUGUUUUAUAGUGUAUUAGCCUUCUUCAAUAGUUGUUUUAACACAAAAUAAUUGUUGAAUUCGAAUCAGCAUUUGCGGAGAGCGCAUUCAAGACAUUAGCGCGUUCAAUCAAACUAUCUCAUCAGUUCAGCAUAACUUUAGUAUAGUUAUAGCAUGUUAUGUUAGUUGCGUAUUGGAAUUAUGAAGCGAAAAAGUAUGGACGAGUACCUCAUAUAUUAUUAGUUACCUAUUAAGUGUAUUACUUAUUAGUUAUUAGGUCCUUAAUAUCCACAUGUCACAUAGGUAAGUGCUAGUAAUUACUAUUCAAAAAUAGACCGUAAUUUGUAUGAAGUACACAAGUACAAAUUG
This is a messenger RNA of Spodoptera exigua (beet armyworm), 1369 nucleotides long. The record is from the annotation of a GenBank genome assembly. NCBI's taxonomy places the organism in Eukaryota, Metazoa, Arthropoda, Insecta, Lepidoptera, Noctuidae.